AUGGUCCGCAUCACGACGUGGAAUGUCAAUGGCAUUCGCAACCCUUUUGGCUACAAACCAUGGAGCACCAAUCGGACGUUCAAUGCCAUGUUUGAUAUCCUCCAGGCGGAUAUCGUCAUCAUGCAAGAGCUGAAGAUCCAACGCAAAGACUUGACUGAUGACAUGGUGCUUGUGCCCGGCUUUGACUGCUACUUCAGCUUGCCCAAGCAUAAGAAGGGUCGGUACUACUCACUUGGGCAAUCUUGGACCGCGCAUAGACAUCACGUGCUGAUAGGUGUAGGAUACUCUGGUGUGGGAAUAUAUACUCGCCAAUCCGUAUGCGCCCCAAUACGGGCUGAAGAAGGCCUCAUGGGCGUUCUAUGUCCACCCAACUCAUCCACACCCUACCGCGAACUUCCUGAAUCGACUUCCAUAGGCGGCUACCCUACGCCCUCUCAAGUAGCCGAUAUUGGUGAUGUCGACCCAGCAGCCCUCGACGCAGAAGGUCGAUGUCUCGUUCUUGAAUUUCCUGCCUUUGUUCUCUUCGGCGUGUACAGUCCAGCAAACAGCAAUGGCCUCAGGGACGACUUCCGGCUCGGCUUCCUCAUGAUGUUGGACGCAAGAAUCCGCAAUCUGAAGAAGAUGGGAAAAAAUCUCAUCCUCACUGGCGAUCUCAAUGUCUCCCGGGAUUUAAUCGACACGGCAAAGGCAGAUGAUCAUAUGCGAGCCGAAGGCAUGACGCACGAAGAGUACCUCAGCACACCAAACCGCCGAAUCUUCAACCAGCUUCUUUUCAAUGGGAAAGUGCCUGGAAAACGAGACAAGGGACGGGAAGAGCCGGUUCUUUACGAUCUCUGCCGCGAGUAUCACCCCGAUCGCGAAGGUAUGUUCACACACUGGGAGCAAAAGAUCAACGCACGGCCGGGUAAUUUUGGAUCACGGAUCGACUUCAUACUAUGCAGCAUAGAGAUCAAGGAUUGGUUCAUGGAGGCCAACAUUCAAGAAGGCUUGAUGGGCUCAGAUCACUGUCCAGUGUACGCUGUGACGAAAGACAAAGUGUCAGUGGGGCGCAGUCAGGAGGCCGCAGCUGAAGCUGAGCAUCCAGAAGAAGAAAAGCACAUUCUGGAUUCGAUGAACCCUACUGGCAUGUUCCAAGGUGGUGUUCGGUUACGGGAAUACGAUCCGUCCAGAGACAUGCCGGCAUUGAGUGGAAAGCGGCUUCCCGAGUUCACAAAGCGAAGAAACAUCCGAGACAUGUUUAGCAAAAAGCCAGCACUAUCCAAAUCCGCUUCGACAACUCGGUCCACGCUCAAUGAAGGAACAGCGCCGUCGAGUGCCAUGAUCGCGGACCCUUCAUCUACUGCUACCACCGAGGCGAACAAAGCACUUGCGCCACCAACAUCCACUGCGAACGGCGACAAAGCACCCCUUGUAACCCCCCUGAACUCUCCCGAAAAGAGACGUGCCUCUGCUUCCGCCUCACCCGGAAAAACCCUCAAGCGAUCCAAAUCCAACAACCCAGUCGCCGGAUCCAAUCCCACCAAAGGCCAACAAUCACUCAAAGGCUUCUUCCUCACACGCAGUAAACCAACCGAACCCAGCCCAACCAAAGACGAAGCACCUCUGUCGGUGCCCUCCACUCCCGCUGUCCCCACCGGCGAUCCUUCAUCCCAAUCCGCUACCGGCGCCCCCGACCUCUCCGUCUCUCAAACGUCCGAGACCUACGAUCCCGACCCGCUCGCCACACAAGAAGCAUCACGGGAAUCCUGGUCAAAGCUCUUCUCCAAGAAACCGACGCCACGGUGUGAGCAUGGCGAGCCGUGCAUCACGCUGACGACGAAGAAGCCGGGCAUGAAUUGUGGGCGGCAAUUUUACAUGUGUCCGCGGCCCAUUGGGCCGAGUGGGCAGAAGGAGACGGGGACGCAGUGGCGGUGUGGGACGUUCAUCUGGAGUAGUGAUUGGAAGGGCAGCUGA
Messenger RNA from Plenodomus lingam JN3, 1953 nucleotides. RefSeq lists its product as uncharacterized. The record is from RefSeq and is a predicted model, not a curated record. Gene Ontology annotation, cellular component: nucleus. Lineage: Eukaryota; Fungi; Ascomycota; Dothideomycetes; Pleosporales; Leptosphaeriaceae. Gene Ontology annotation, molecular function: DNA-(apurinic or apyrimidinic site) endonuclease activity; double-stranded DNA 3'-5' DNA exonuclease activity; phosphoric diester hydrolase activity. Gene Ontology annotation, biological process: base-excision repair.